CGGCAAGCCGCCAGUCACACACUUGACUCCGCCGCCUUUCCCUAACAUGCGGUGCUGCUUAUUCAAAAUAUAGCCAGAGUCUUGAUCAGAGAAGACGGUUGCGAUGGCUUUGGAACAGCUCAUUGAUGUAGUCCAGAGAUGUCAAGCAAUCAAGGAUGAAAGCUUCCCACCAGAGGACUACGAUGUAUUCCUUACUGCAGGAAGGACCUGCAUAGAGCAAGGAGACAGUGCACAAGUUCUUAGCAUUCUAGUUGAUGAGAAGAACAAGAAAAUUGUGAGAUGCAUGGGCUGGAAUCUGCUGGGUCCACUGAUACAGAUCCUGUUGAAGAAGGAAGACAAAAACCUUCCGCACUGUCAUGCAAUUCUGUCACACCUACUGGAGGUUUCAAGUCCUAAAGAGCUGCUGAUAGGUUUGCUGGAGCAGGUAGAGGAUGCUGACUCCAGUUCUAUUGCUGACACAGUUACCCUUCUUCUCAAGCCACUACAAAAAGUACUGCUUAGGAUGGGUGUGAAGAAGGCCUCAUCCGUGGGUAUGGCUCUGUCCACGCUGCUCAGUCAGGUGGUUAGACUGCCGGUGCCCGUCACCAAAGAACAGGAGGAAGACGAUGUUUUCGGCUUGUGUCGUUGCUGCACAGCUCUUCUAGAAUUUGUGAAGCCAUUUGUUCUAGAGAUCAAGGAAGUUGUCAAGGAUAACAACAGACUAUCGAAGGACAAUGAGCUCAGAGUGGAACUGCUUAAGUUCUGUAUGAAGAGUCUGAGUGAACCGCUUCUAGAGGUGCUGUUAAAAGAUCCAUACAUGCUCCAGAAGUCCCCUCUGAGAGAAUUUGCUUCGGAGAUUCUGGUUAUUUUGUCAAAUAUUGGGGAGUCACUCCCUGAUUUGUUAAGUCGUAAUAUACUGAAGAGAAAGGAGGUACCAGGCUUUCUUGAAGAGGAGGUCAGAUAUCCAAAGGAGUCAUUGGCCUGCAUGUCUCACCUACUCUUUGUGCAUCAUAUUGGCAUGGACAUUUUUCCUGCUGUACUCAGUCCUGUUUUUAUUCUUCAAUGCAACAUGGAAUAUGUGGAGCUGCUGUUAAACAGAACUGAAGAAUCACGUUUGCAAAAAGGAUUAGAAUUAUAUGAGAAAAGUCUUGUUGGAGUUGAAGAUAACAGUCUACCUGUGGAUCUGUUGGAGCUGAAAAUAUUUUUCAGCGUUCCACAGAACCUAGUUAAAGUUAUGACAUUGUGUCCAGAUCAGACUUUGAGAACUAAAGGCCUUAAAGUGUUCCAGCUGAGUAUCGACAAAUUCAGCACGGAGGCCAAAUACAAGUUCUUCAGAGGCAUGUUGAAAACAAGUCACCAUGCAGGUGUGGAGGGAUAUUUAAUCAAAAACAUCAAAAAUCAGAUCGACUUUUCCCUUAAGCCAUGUAACGGUAAUGAUUGGUUCCUGGGCAAACAUCUGCUGCCUCUGCUACGACUAGUGCUGUGCCUUCCACAGGGACCAGAAACAGACCUUCUGCAGAACUUAGACAGGAUCAUGGAAUCACUCAAUCUCCUCCGAUACAUGCUCAUCAGAGAUAAAGAAUGGGAGAAUGAGACAGGAAUAUGGACUGAGUUUUAUAAGAUUGAGGAUAACUAUCUGAAGCCGCUGCGCACUGGUCUGAACAUGUCUAAAGCACAUUAUGAGGCUGAACUGAAGAGCACUAAAGACAAUAAGAAGCUUAGUUCAAAAGACUCUAAAACACGCACUUGCACAGUAACCGUUGGCAAUGAAAAGCUACCCAACAUGUCACCGGAAAUGCAAAUUCAGGUUCUGCAGUCAGCUCUCUUCACAUUUGACUUGAUAGAGAGUGUGUUGGCAAGAAUCGAGGAGAUUAUUGAAGCUAAGGACAUACCCUUGUCAUGAACCCAACAGUGUCAGGCUCUGAUGUAAAACUGUAUUAUCCAUAAAGCUAAUGCUGUCAUACCUCUUAAAAUACCGGAUCCUCAAAAAACCCUUAACCAAUCAAAAGGGAAAGUUUUCUGAUAGUUCUAGGUUGGGUUCAAUCUAUGGACUACACGUGAUUCAUUUUGGACAAGUUAUACACAUCUGAAUUGUAUUUUACUGUAUCCUUCAAUACUGGCAACACUCACUCUCUUUUGUAGACUAAACAAUUCAGCAGCAUCUAUUAUAAUAGUAACAUUAUCUGAAUGUUUGUAAUUCACUUUUUUAUGACAUUUUCAAGGACUUGAUCACUUGAUUGAUAGCAUUGUAUAAGUCUGUUUGUACAUGUAUUCUGAUAUUAACGUAGAAAUUGAAAUCUUGAUUUGUCAAUUGUGUUACAUGACGAUAAAUGUUUAUUAUUAUUUGCUAACA
Molecule: messenger RNA, 2332 nt
Organism: Triplophysa rosa
Lineage: Eukaryota; Metazoa; Chordata; Actinopteri; Cypriniformes; Nemacheilidae
Gene: glmna
Product: glomulin, FKBP associated protein a
Exons: 19
Coding region: 104-1882 (592 amino acids)
Cellular component (GO): cytoplasm
Molecular function (GO): ubiquitin-protein transferase inhibitor activity
Source: RefSeq, a predicted model, not a curated record